AUGGCUCUCGAGCCCAGGUCGCCAUCUACGCACAACCGCUUGAUGACCACCAGAAUCCCUCACCCUCGAUCCACGCGAUUCCAUAAUGGCGAAGAGUUCCCCGCCCCGCCUGCGAAGCGACUGAAGGGCACUGUGUCCGACGGUCUCGCCGCCAGCCCGAAGCGCGGGUCUUCUGCGAAGUCUCCCCAGAAGAGGAAGAUCAAGGACGAGAUCCCAGACUCAGAAGAGGAGGGGGAAGAAACCGAUUUCAAUGGACGAGCAGAGCGUAUCUCUGACCUGGCCCCGGCGACACAAUUGGAGGCUACUCUGCCACCAAUCAAGACAGAUGAAGAAGCCAUAGAGGCGUACGAGGCUUACAAGGCAAGUGAAUACACAUACAAUGACCAAGAUCGUCGAGAUGAAGGUACGACGUUGUCAAGGCUUGAAGCGCGCUCUUGGGUCCGAGGACGCAGCUCUAUUUACGUGGAUGCGUUCAACCUUGCUCUGGAUACGGUUCUAGACGAGGAACAGCAUCUUUUCAACGAAGCUGAAUUGAGUCUUUUCGCAACAUGGCGGGAACUCAGCUACGAAGCCCAGUACCUCUACGUGCGGCUGUUCCUUCGUAAGACAAGUAAAUGGUUCCGAAUCAGAGACCUGCAGUAUUACAGCGAUGUUGCAGACAUGGAGGCUGCCGUUGCGGAGUUGCAGAAGGAACGACCUCUCCCGGCCGUCAAUGAGGCGCCCGGUAUCCAUCCAGGUGAAUUGGAGCCUCCAGAGGGCACGGUACUCGGUGAGACAUUUACCUUUGCAGAAUGUUCAACAGAACACAUCAAAACACUGGACGAGGCGAGCAGUCUCUUACUUUUAGACGAACUGAAGACUCUCGCGAAGGAGGCAAAAGUCCACGGCAAGAACAAACGAGAGCUUCUGCAGAAUUUCCGGCGCACCAGCGGCAGGCAAGCUGGGCUGGGCUUCAAAGGACUCAGACGGAUGGAAACGCACGAGUCGGGAGGUGCCUUGUCUGAGGACAGUCAUUCUGUCUAUGAUGAGGAAGACGGGGAGGAGAGCAGUGGCACCAGCACACCGAAUUCCCCGAGCACCAAUCGAGACGCUCACUUUACCAAGAAGAUCCUUGACCGGACAGGACGUUGUAUCCGACUCUCUCUGACUCCAUUGAAGCUUUUCGAACGAGUUCAUCUUGUCUUCUACCGUAGCACAGAAUGGACGGAGAAAAGCCUGACGACCUUGAUCCUGGCCAAGAUAUCCCGCCGCAAUUUCCCAGAGUACAUCGUCAGCCGGUCCUCCACCAUCUUCGAGUCCCGUGCUCUUCUCCUCGAAUUUGAGGCCAGUCUCCGCACACAGUUCCGAGUAGACAACAUUCUUGAAUUCAGCGGCACACCGGGCCGAAAAGCUCUGGAGGAAGUGAAAGAGAUCUUUGAGGCGGUGUAUCCGCGGUGGAAGGCUCUCCUGGCCGAAGAACAGAGGAAGGAAGACCGCAUCUACGAAAGUGGAGAGGGUGCUUAUCUGCGUCGUUUCAGCCCGGCAUGGGUAUAUACGCGGAUUGUGCACAAGGCUCUCCAUCCCCUUGCCCGGUUCAAAGAGCAUCUUCGAGAGCACGAACUGUUGAACGAGCUAUUGGACCAACGACUCUUCCACGCGGCAAGACGAGGUGCAUGGUACCAACGCAAAGCCCUAUUGGAAGAACACUACAUGCACGCUCUCACCCCCGAUGAGGGUCGAUCUGUCGAGGCAAACAAGAAGCACUGGAAGCGCGUUGCGCUCAAGACUUGCGAGCUGGGCCUUCAAGAUAAAGAGUGCCAUGUCAUCUACCAUUACGACCUCCAGAAGCGGGUCAAGAAACUGGAAAAGCAACUACGCGUGCCACUUCGGGAACAACAUGACUUUGGGCACGUGAAGCUUGGGAAAGCCGUGGAGAGGGAUGUCGUGGGUAUCAAAAUUGAGCACGGUCGCGAGGACACACCGUCACGAAGUCUGACCUUUAGUCGGAAGAACAGCGUCAACACCCCCGUGGACAGCGACCCGGCGGCGAACAUUAACAAUACCAAACGUCUCUCUCUUCCCCAUCAACCAGGUAAUCCAAUGCUGGGGGCCAAGACAGUCUGGCUUGACCAUCUGGACACCAACCUCCCUGUCUCGGUCGAGUCCAUGUGUCUCUCCCACUACCGUCACGUAUUGGGAUACAAGGGCUACCACUCCGAAGGCGGCAUCCUCCGCACGAUAUUCGGUCUGUUGUUCUACGACAUCCUGUUCUUCCACCCGUACAUCCCCAACGUCUUCCAGACUGCCUACCAGACGUGCCCGCUCGACCUGCACACGGACAGCUUCUUCUCGGCGCGCAUGCCGGAGAUUCUGGCGCGGAUCAACCAGAUCUCCAACGGCGAGGCCGUCGAGAUCGUCGAGCGGGUGUGGGCACAGGAGUACGAGCGCCGCACGUGCAUCGUCGGCGUGCGCUGGGACGAGUUUGAGCGGCAUGACCUCGUCGAGUUGCUGGCCUGCUGGGAGGGCCAGGCCUUGGGGACGGUCAUGCUGGUCAUGGCGCAGGAAUAUCAGAGCCGCGGCGGCGGCGUGCCGGACUUGGUGUUGUGGAAGGUCCACGACCACGAUCAUGCUCAAGCUCCCUCUCCCUCUCCAGACAAGAGUCCUCGACCCCAACAAGCCCGGGGAGAAAUCCUCUUCGCCGAAGUCAAGUCCGCCAAUGACCGCCUGAGCGACACGCAGCGGCUGUGGAUCAGUGUGCUGCUGUCCGCGGGCGUUCCGGUCGAGCUGUGCCACGCCGUGGCGGGCGAGACGCGAUCCGGGCCUGAGUGA
Messenger RNA from Fonsecaea erecta, 2808 nucleotides. RefSeq lists its product as hypothetical. Gene Ontology annotation, biological process: interstrand cross-link repair. The record is from RefSeq and is a predicted model, not a curated record. Gene Ontology annotation, molecular function: 5'-flap endonuclease activity; 5'-3' exonuclease activity; flap-structured DNA binding. Gene Ontology annotation, cellular component: nucleus. The coding region runs from base 1 to 2808 and encodes 935 amino acids. The transcript has a single exon. NCBI's taxonomy places the organism in Eukaryota, Fungi, Ascomycota, Eurotiomycetes, Chaetothyriales, Herpotrichiellaceae.